AAACACCCUGUCGACGCUUUGAUUUCUCGUUAAAUCUUGAUUUUCGCGCAGGAGGGGUCUAUCGAAAGGUCACCGACCUUUCGUCUUAAUCAUGGACCAGUCAAACAGGAGCCAUCGCCCUGCGAAGGAGAAGAAAAAGUAUGAAGGCUCCAAUCCGAAAGCCUUUGCAUACGCGAAUCCCGGAAAGUUGAACCGACAGGGCGCGCGAUCGGAUGAUAUCAAAGAAAAACGACUCCAUGUACCCUUGGUCGACCGUAUUCCCGAAGAGGCGCCGCCUCUCAUUGUUGCGGUGGUCGGGCCCGCGGGGGUCGGGAAAACCACGCUCAUCAAGUCUUUGAUUCGGCGGUACACGAAGCAGUCCUUGAGCACAAUCCAGGGGCCGCUGACUGUCGUCACAUCUAAGCGACGACGAUUGACCUUCCUCGAAUCUCCCUCGGAUUCGCUCGCGAGCAUGAUCGACAUCGCCAAAAUUGCGGAUAUCGUGCUUCUCAUGAUCGAUGGCAACUAUGGCUUUGAGAUGGAAACUAUGGAAUUCUUGAAUGUUCUGGCCUCCAGUGGUAUGCCAGGUAACGUUUUCGGUAUUCUUACGCAUCUCGACCUGUUCAAGAAACAGAGUACUCUACAAGCCGCCAAAAAGCGGCUGAAGCACCGUUUCUGGAGCGAGCUGUACAACGGCGCAAAGCUUUUCUACCUUUCCGGUGUCGUUAACGGCCGCUACCCCGAUCGCGAGGUGCACAACCUUUCCCGUUUCCUCUCCGUCAUGAAAAACCCUCGGCCUUUGGUCUGGCGCAACUCCCAUCCGUAUGCGCUUGCGGACCGAUUUUUGGAUAUCACACCGCCCACUGAAAUCGAAGAGGACCCGAAGUGUGAUCGGACCGUCGCCCUCUACGGAUACCUCCGAGGCACGAACUUUCCCGCCUACGGAGCCCGAGUCCAUGUCCCUGGUGUUGGCGACAUGACGGUGGCCGGCAUUGAAUCUCUUCCUGACCCGUGCCCGACACCGUUCAUGGACCAACAGCUUGCUAAAGAGGGAGGGAAAGCGAGCAAGCGUAGACUGGGAGAGAAGUCAAAACUACUCUUCGCGCCUAUGUCAGAUGUUGGUGGUGUUCUUGUUGACAAGGACGCUGUCUACAUUGACGUCAAGACGAAUAAUUUUGAACGCAAUGAGUAUGACUCCGAUGACGAGGACCGCGGCCUUGGAGAGCAGAUGGUUCUCGGUUUGCAGGGCGAACGAAAACUGCUCGGUGAAGCCGAUGGCGGAGUUCGCCUGUUCAGCGGCGGUGGAGCAAUCGAUCAUCCCGAUGACGAGGAUGAGAACGUUGGAAGGAAGCAUAAGAGAUCAGUACGGUUCUUGGAUGGAGAGGACGAUCAAAAGGUAUCAUCCGAAGACGAAGGAUUCGAAAGCGCCGAUAACGAGGAAGACGAAGAUUUGGAUCAAGAUGAAGCGGAGGACAGCGAUGAAGAUGACGCUGAUGCGUCAGCACCUGCCGACUUCGAGGCCUCUUUCAAGGAGAAGCAGGAUGGCAAAGUCCGCCCCGACCAGGCAGACAUCGAGUUCGCGGACAGUGAUUCUGAUCUUGGCUCCGUAUCCUCUGUUGAAGACCAAGACUUAGAGGACGACGAAGACGAGGACGACGAAGAUGAUGUUGACGAGGAUGAAGGAGCGCUCCGAUGGAAAGACAAUAUGUCCGACCACGCUCGCGCCCUCCAUUCGAAGCGCCCGAAGUAUCGCGUCGCCGACCUAUCCCGUAUGAUGUACGACGAAUCCAUCACACCCACCGACGUGAUCCGAAGAUGGUCUGGCAAGGACGAUGAUGGCGAAGCAGAAGAGGAGACAGAUGAAGAAGAAGGGGGGUUCCUCAAGAAGACAAAUGCCGAAAAACACGAGCUAUCGGAAUUCCGCGCUGUUCCUGAGUAUGACUACGAAGCGUUGGAGCAGAAAUGGCAGGACGAUGAUCUGAUCGAGUCGUUACGGGCCCGAUUCACCACUGCCAGACUCUCCGGGGGGGAUGACGAGGAUGAUUCGGAUGUCGAUGACGCUUUUGAUGAAGAUGAUGAAGGAGACGGUGAUUAUGAAGAUUUGGAAUCCGGCGAAGUGUUCAACGGAAUUGAAGACGGAAGCGACGGUGAAGAUGAGGAAAAAGAGGAGGAGGGCCCUACCGAUCUGGACGCCGAGCGUGAGCGCAAUGCAAAGAAGAAAGAGGAGUUGAGAUUACGUUUCGAGGAGGAAGAUCGGGAAGGAUUCGGAAACUCCAAAGACAAGUCCCGACAAGAGGGCGGAGGGGCCGAAGAUGAAUUCGGUGAGGAUGACUGGUAUGACGCGCAGAAGGCCAAGCUCCAGAAGCAGCUCGACAUCAACCGCGCCGAAUUCGAUUCUCUUGAUCCUGCGUCCAGGGCUCGUGCCGAAGGGUUCAAAGCGGGCACUUACGCUCGUAUUGUCCUGGAGAACGUCCCUUGUGAAUUUGCCACCAAAUUCAACCCUCGCUUACCGGUGAUUGUCGGUGGACUGGCACCCACGGAAGAUCGAUUUGGAUACGUUCAAAUCCGUAUCAAGAGACACCGUUGGCAUAAGAAGAUCUUGAAGACCAAUGAUCCUUUGAUCUUCUCCCUCGGCUGGCGUCGAUUCCAGACCCUUCCCAUCUACAGCACAUCGGACAGUCGGACGCGCAACCGCUUGCUUAAGUACAGUCCGGAGCACAUGCACUGCUCCGCGACCUUUUAUGGUCCGCUGGUUGCGCCAAACACCGGAUUCUGCUGCGUGCAGACGCUGUCGAACAAGACGCCCGGUUUCCGGAUUGCGGCUACGGGCACCGUUUUGAACGUGGACGAGCAUACCGAGAUCGUCAAGAAACUCAAGUUGACCGGUGUUGCCUACAAGAUCUUCAAGAACACGGCUUUCAUCAAAGACAUGUUCAACUCGUCGCUUGAGAUUGCCAAGUUCGAAGGCGCAUCGAUCCGCACGGUAUCUGGUGUUCGUGGUCAAAUCAAACGCGCCUUAGCCAAGCCGGAAGGGUGCUUCCGAGCGACCUUCGAAGACAAGAUUCUCAUGAGCGACAUUAUCUUCCUGCGCGCCUGGUAUCCGAUCAAGCCCCACCGGUUCUACAACCCCGUGACAAACCUCCUCGACCAGGGCGAGGGAGAGUCCGAUGGCGACGCAUGGAAAGGCAUGCGCCUCACGGGCCAAGUCCGGCACGAGAAGGGCAUCGCCACGCCCCAGAACAAGGAUUCGCGCUAUGCCCCUGUUGAGCGUCCUACGCGGAACUUUAACCCGCUCCGUGUGCCUCGACAGCUCGCUACCGAACUUCCGUUCAAGUCCCAGAUCACCAAGAUGCGGAAGCACAAGGACCAGACGUACAUGCAGAAGCGUGCUGUGGUUGUCGGCGGCGAAGAGAAGAAGGCGCGCGACCUCAUGCAGAAGCUUACGACCCUGCGCGGCGACAAGCAAGCUAAGCGUGCCGCGAAGCAGGAGGAGCGCAGACAGGUCUACCGUGCCAAGGCGGCGGAAAGUCUGGAGAAGAAAACCGAGCGUGAAAAGAGAGAACGCGAUGAGUACUGGCGUCGCGAGGGUAAGAAGCGCAAGAAUCCUGAAGAUGGUGGCGGUGGAGGUAAGAAGCGCAGGUGAAGAUGUGAUGUCGGAAGGAUGGAGUGAUACCGCUUGCUUAUACAUAUUACGUUACUUACCGGUUGUUCGAAAAGUUGGGAGACAGUGUCCAUAUGUAUCUAGAUACUCUGCAUGGUAGAUGGCGUUUAAAAAU
Molecule: messenger RNA, 3755 nt
Organism: Aspergillus campestris IBT 28561
Lineage: Eukaryota; Fungi; Ascomycota; Eurotiomycetes; Eurotiales; Aspergillaceae
Product: GTPase BMS1
Exons: 4
Coding region: 92-3622 (1176 amino acids)
Biological process (GO): endonucleolytic cleavage of tricistronic rRNA transcript (SSU-rRNA, 5.8S rRNA, LSU-rRNA); ribosome biogenesis; maturation of SSU-rRNA from tricistronic rRNA transcript (SSU-rRNA, 5.8S rRNA, LSU-rRNA)
Cellular component (GO): 90S preribosome; nucleus
Molecular function (GO): U3 snoRNA binding; GTPase activity; GTP binding
Source: RefSeq, a predicted model, not a curated record